AUUGUGAUCUAUUACCCAAGUAACUCUUUAACCACUGAUAUGCAACUCCCUGUAAGCCAUACAGUUCACAUUUACCCAAUAGUCUUGCGUGGUCAAUAGUAUCAAAAGCCUUGCAUAGGUCAAUAAACAAACCUGCGGUAUUAAGCUUCUGAUCAACUGCUGCUGCAAUGUGCUCCACAAACUCCAUCACAGCUAAAGUUGUGGAGCAGUUGUACCUGAAGCCGUACUGGUGCUCGUUCAAUAUAUUAUUUUUAUUGAGAAAGGAGUCCAGUCUUUUCAUAAAUAAUUUUUCCAAAAUUUUUGAAAAUUGUGGUAGCACUAUACUACAGGUAUAGUGUCAGCCAGAUGACCAGCGGUCGCGGGUGUCUGAGUCUGGCCAAUCACCAUGGUGUCCUCGCAGUUCUCCACGUCCUGUGUCCUACAUAACAUUGAUGUUUUUCACUCCAAUUCAGUAACUUUCUCAAAAAGUGAGAAACAGCCCUGGCAUCUUGCUGGAGAAGCUUAAAGAGCCAUUUGAAGAGACCUGAUCACAUAUGACUGCCAGCUACACCUUGUGUUUCCUCUCAGAUAACUAGUUAACUUGGUUUCUGGAACAUUUUACUGAAUCAGCAGCUCCUCUGAUCACCUGACAGAUUUUUUUUUCUUUUACCUUUAGACCACAGUGCAGAGAGACACGACAGGUUGUAGAGAUAAGAACUGAUUACAGAGAUCUGAGUUAUGAUGACUCACUCAGUUGCUGUGAAAUAAAAACAGUUUUGAUGAGGAUUAAACAUUAAACUUUAUUAUUUUAAGAGCCCUCCUCAUCUUCCUGGAAUAAAUUCUGAUAUUCCUCCUUCUUCCUGCUUCCAAACAUAUAAAGUUGGGUGGAACCAACAUCUACUGAAGAUAAAAGCUGUUAACUCACACAGUCACUGUGACUGAGAGCAGAAAUGGAACAGAAUCAGUUUGACAGAGAAACUUUCUCCUGUUCCAUCUGUCUGGAUCUACUGAAGGAUCCGGUGACCACUUCCUGUGGACACAGCUACUGUAUGAAGUGUAUUAAAACCCAGUGGGAUGAAGAGGAUCAGAAGGGAAUCCACAGCUGCCCUCAGUGCAGGGAGACAUUCACACCGAGGCCUGUGCUAAAGAAGAACACCAUGCUAGCAGCUUUAGUGGAGCAGAUGAAGAAGACUGGACUCCAAGCUGCUGCUGCUGACCACUGCUAUGCUGGACCUGAAGAUGUGGCCUGUGAUUUCUGCACUGGAAGAAAAAUGAAAGCCAUCAAGUCCUGUUUAUUCUGUCUGGCCUCUUAUUGUGAGAAACACCUUCAGCCUCAUUAUGAUUCUGCUACAUUUAAGAAACACAAGCUGGUGGAACCGAACAAGAACCUCCAGGAGAACAUCUGCUCUAAGCACGAUGAGGUGAUGAAAAUGUUCUGCCGUACUGAUCAGAAGUGUAUCUGUUUCGUCUGUUUAAUGGAUGAACAUAAAGGUCAUGACUCAGUGUCAGCUGCAACAGAAAGGACUGAGAGGCAGAGAGAGCUGGAGGAGAGACGAGGAAACAUCCAGCAGAGAAUCCAGGACAGAGAGGAAGAUGUGAAGCUGCUUCAACAGGAGGUGGAGGCCAUCAAUCACUCUGCUGAUAAAACAGUGGAGGACAGUGAGAAGAUCUUCACCCAGCUGAUCAGUCUCCUCCAGAAAAGAAGCUCUGAGGUGAAGCAGCAGAUCAGAUCCCAGCAGGAAACUGAAGUGAGUCGAGUCAAAGAUGUUCAGGAGAAGCUGGAGCAGGAGAUCACUGAGCUGAAGAGGAAAGACGCUGAGCUGGAGCAGCUCUCACACACACAGGAUCACAACCAGUUUCUCCUCAACUACCCCUCACUGCCAGCACUCAGUGAGUCGACACACUCAUCCAGAAUCAACAUCCGUCCUCUGAGACACUUUGAGGACGUGACAGCAGCUGUGUCAGAGCUCAGAGACAAACUACAGGACGUCCUGAGAGACAAAUGGACAAACAUCUCACUGAUGGUCACUGAGGUGGAUGUUCUACUGUCAGAACCAGAACCAAAGAACAGAGCUGGGUUCUUAAAGUAUUCAUGUCAAAUCACACUGGAUCCAAAUACAGCACACACAAGUCUGGGACUAUCAGAGGGGAACAGGAAGGUGACAUGGAUGAAUCAGCGUCAGUAUUAUUCUAGACAUCCAGACAAAUUCACUGAUUGGUUUCAGGUUCUGAGUAGAGAGAGUCUGACUGGACGAUGUUACUGGGAGGUGGAGUGGAGCGGGAAACAAGUUGAUAUAUCAGUCACAUACAAGAAUAUCAGCAGAGCAGGAGAUGGGGAUGAAUGUGGAUUAGGAUAUAAUGACAAAUCUUGGGCUUUAAAGUGUCAACGAAACAGUUUUAGUUUUGGUCACAACGACAUCUGGACCUUCAUCUCAGGUCCAGGUUCCUCCAGAGUCGGAGUGUUCCUGGAUCACUCAGCAGGUCUUCUGUCCUUCUACAGCGUCUCUGAAACCAUGACUCUCCUCCACAGAGUCCAGACCACAUUCACUCAGCCACUGCUGGCUGGAGUUUAUGUUGGUAACACUGGAGAAUCUGCAGAGUUUUGUAAACUAAAAUAAUUUCCUCUUUUCUCUCUGAUUGUUGAUCAGAUUCUUGGUUCUGAUGUUUCUGUUCUUCUUGAUUUUUCUAUUGUAAAUGUUGUUCUCUGUGUUCCUGGAACCAUGAAGGAAAUCACUGCUGAUGUUUUUAUUUUUAUAUGACAGAAAAAUAUUUCUCCAUAUGACAAUCUAUAAUUCUCUGGGCUUUAGUAUUUUAGCUUUAAUAUUUGUAUUAAUAAAUUUUCAUAUUCUGGUUCUUUCAUGUUGGUUUAGUUUAAAUCAGUUCAUAUUAAAAUAAACUGAACUUGUUUAAUUUUUUCUUUAUUUUGAUCCUAAGAAGAAACUGAAACUAAAACUUAGAUCUGAUGCUGUUUUCGUCUCAAUUCUUCAGAUUUAGAUCAGAAUAAAUGUUUGAUGUUUUGACUCUUUGCAUUCAAUCAAUAAAACAUCUUGAUUACUGAGAAAUGUGGAAAGAUUUUAUCUUGAUUGUUACAACAAAUUGUUAGUUUUGUCAUAAAUU
This is a messenger RNA of Gambusia affinis (western mosquitofish), 3096 nucleotides long. Its product is annotated as tripartite motif-containing protein 16-like. Gene Ontology annotation, molecular function: zinc ion binding; protein binding. The coding region runs from base 930 to 2597 and encodes 555 amino acids. Lineage: Eukaryota; Metazoa; Chordata; Actinopteri; Cyprinodontiformes; Poeciliidae. The transcript has a single exon. The record is from RefSeq and is a predicted model, not a curated record.